Molecule: messenger RNA, 4287 nt
Organism: Salvelinus namaycush (lake trout)
Lineage: Eukaryota; Metazoa; Chordata; Actinopteri; Salmoniformes; Salmonidae
Product: proline-rich extensin-like protein EPR1
Exons: 5
Coding region: 1-3984 (1327 amino acids)
Source: RefSeq, a predicted model, not a curated record
AUGAAGCCAUCCUACAUCCCCAGUCUUCAUCCCAAGACAUCAGACCCCAGCCUACAUCCCCAGCCUACAUCCCCAGCCUACAUCCCCAGCCUACAUCCCCAGCCUUCAUCCCCAGCCUUCAUCCCCAGCCUACAUCCCCAGCCUUCAUCCUCAGUCUUCAUCCCCAGCCUAAAUCCCCAGCCUAGAUCCCCAGCCUACAUCCCCAGUCUUCAUCCCAAGACAUCAGACCCCAGCCUACAUCCCCAGCCUACAUCCCCAGCCUUCAUCCCCAGCCUACAUCCUCAGACUUCAUCCCCAGCCUACAUCCCCAGUCUUCAUCCCAAGACAUCAGACCCCAGCCUACAUCCCCAGCCUACAUCCCCAGCCUACAUCCCCAGUCUUCAUCCCAAGACAUCAGACCCCAGCCUACGUCCCCAGUCUUCAUCCCCAGCCUACAUCCCCAGCCUACAUCCCCAGUCUUCAUCCCCAGCCUUCAUCCUCAGACUUCAUCCUCAGCCUACAUCCCCAGUCUUCAUCCCAAGACAUCAGACCCCAGCCUACAUCCCCAGCCUAAAUCCCCAGCCUACAUCCCCAGCCUACAUCCCCAGUCUUCAUCCCCAGCCUACAUCCCAAGACAUAAGACCCCAGCCUACAUCUCCAGCCUACAUCCCCAGUCUUCAUCCCCAGCCUACAUCCCAAGACAUCAGACCCCAGCCUACGUCCCCAGUCUUCAUCCCCAGCCUACAUCCCCAGCCUACAUCCCCAGUCUUCAUCCCCAGCCUUCAUCCCCAGCCUUCAUCCCCAGCCUUCAUCCCCCGUCUUCAUCCCCAGCCUUCAUCCCCAGCCUUCAUCCCCAGCCUUCAUCCCCAGCCUACAUCCCCAGCCUUCAUCCCCAGCCUACAUCCCCAGCCUACAUCCCCAGCCUACAUCUCCAGCCUACAUCCCCAGUCUUCAUCCCCAGCCUACAUCCCAAGACAUAAGACCCCAGCCUACAUCUCCAGCCUACAUCCCCAGUCUUCAUCCCCAGCCUACAUCCCAAGACAUCAGACCCCAGCCUACGUCCCCAGUCUUCAUCCCCAGCCUACAUCCCCAGCCUACAUCCCCAGCCUACAUCCCCAGUCUUCAUCCCCAGCCUUCAUCCCCCGUCUUCAUCCCCAGUCUUCAUCCCCAGCCUUCAUCCCCAGCCUACAUCCCCAGUCUUCAUCCCCAGCCUUCAUCCCCAGCCUACAUCCCCAGCCUUCAUCCCCAGCCUACAUCCCCAGCCUACAUCCCCAGCCUUCAUCCCCAGUCUUCAUCCCCAGCCUACAUCCCCAGCCUUCAUCCCCAGCCUUCAUCCCCAGCCUUCAUCCCCAGUCUUCAUCCCCAGCCUACAUCCCCAGCCUUCAUCCCCAGCCUACAUCCCCAGCCUACAUCCCCAGUCUUCAUCCCCAGCCUACAUCCCCAGCCUACAUCCCCAGCCUUCAUCCCCAGACUUCAUCCCCAGCCUACAUCCCCAGCCUACAUCCCCAGACUUCAUCCCCAGCCUACAUCCCCAGACUUCAUCCCCAACCUACAUCCCCAGACUUCAUCCCCAGACUUCAUCCCCAGCCUACAUCCCCAGACUUCAUCCCCAGCCUACAUCCCCAGACAUCAUCCCCAUACUACAUCCCCAGUCUUCAUCCCCAGACUACAUCCCCAGCCUUCAUCCCCAGCCUUCAUCCCCCGUCUUCAUCCCCAGUCUUCAUCCCCAGUCUUCAUCCCCAGCCUACAUCCCCAGUCUACAUCCCCAGCCUUCAUCCCCAGUCUUCAUCCCCAGCCUACAUCCCCAGUCUUCAUCCCCAGCCUACAUCCCAAGACAUCAGACCCCAGCCUACGUCCCCAGUCUUCAUCCCCAGCCUACGUCCCCAGCCUACAUCCCCAGUCUUCAUCCCCAGUCUUCAUCCCCAGUCUUCAUCCCCAGUCUUCAUCCCCAGCCUUCAUCCCCAGCCUACAUCCCAAGACAUCAGACCCCAGCCUACGUCCCCAGUCUUCAUCCCCAGCCUACAUCCCCAGCCUACAUCCCCAGUCUUCAUCCCCAGCCUUCAUCCCCAGACUUCAUCCCCAGCCUACAUCCCCAGUCUUCAUCCCCAGCCUACAUCCCCAGUCUUCAUCCCCAGCCUACAUCCCCAGUCUUCAUACCCAGCCUACAUCCCCAGCCUUCAUCCCCAGCCUACAUCCCAAGACAUCAGACCCCAGCCUACGUCCCCAGUCUUCAUCCACAGCCUACAUCCCCAGUCUUCAUCCCCAGUCUUCAUCCCCCGUCUUCAUCCCCCGUCUUCAUCCCCAGCCUUCAUCCCCAGCCUUCAUCCCCAGCCUUCAUCCCCAGCCUUCAUCCCCAGCCUACAUCCCCAGCCUACAUCCCCAGCCUUCAUCCCCAGCCUACAUCCCCAGUCUUCAUCCCCAGUCUUCAUCCCCAGUCUUCAUCCCCAGCCUACAUCCCCAGGCUUCAUCCCCAGCCUACAUCCCCAGCCUACAUCCCCAGUCUACAUCCCCAGACUUCAUCCCCAGCCUACAUCCCCAGACUUCAUCCCCAGCCUACAUCCCCAGACUUCAUCCCCAGCCUACAUCCACAGCCUACAUCCCCAGCCUUCAUCCCCAGCCUACAUCCACAGCCUACAUCCCCAGACUUCAUCCCCAGCCUACAUCCCCAGCCUACAUCCCCAGCCUACAUCCCCAGCCUACAUCCCCAGCCUACAUCCCCAGUCUUCAUCCCCAGCCUUCAUCCCCAGCCUUCAUCCCCAGUCUACAUCCCCAGCCUACAUCCCCAGCCUACAUCCCCAGCCUACAUCCCCAGCCUACAUCCCCAGACUUCAUCCCCAGCCUACAUCCCCAGCCUACAUCCCCAGCCUACAUCCCCAGUCUACAUCCCCAGUCUACAUCCCCAGCCUACAUCCCCAGCCUACAUCCCCAGCCUACAUCCCCAGCCUACAUCCCCAGCCUACAUCCCCAGACUACAUCCCCAGUCUUCAUCCCCAGCCUACAUCCCCAGCCUACAUCCCCAGCCUACAUCCCCAGCCUACAUCCCCAGUCUUCAUCCCCAGCCUUCAUCCCCAGCCUUCAUCCCCAGCCUACAUCCCCAGCCUACAUCCCCAGCCUACAUCCCCAGUCUUCAUCCCCAGCCUUCAUCCCCAGCCUUCAUCCCCAGCCUACAUCCCCAGCCUACAUCCCCAGCCUUCAUCCCCAGCCUACAUCCCCAGUCUUCAUCCCCAGCCUACAUCCCCAGACUUCAUCCCCAGACUUCAUCCCCAGCCUACAUCCCCAGCCUUCAUCCCCAGCCUUCAUCCCCAGCCUACAUCCCCAGCCUACAUCCCCAGCCUACAUCCCCAGCCUACAUCCCCAGUCUUCAUCCCCAGCCUACAUCCCCAGUCUUCAUCCCCAGCCUACAUCCCCAGUCUUCAUCCCCAGCCUACAUCCCCAGUCUUCAUCCCCAGCCUACAUCCCCAGCCUACAUCCCCAGUCUUCAUCCCCAGUCUUCAUCCCCAGUCUACAUCCCCAGACUUCAUCCCCAGCCUACAUCCCCAGUCUUCAUCCCCAGCCUACAUCCCCAGCCUACAUCCCCAGUCUUCAUCCCCAGCCUACAUCCCCAGUCUUCAUCCCCAGCCCACGUCCCCAGACUUCAUCCCCAGCCCACGUCCCCAGCCUACGUCCCCAGCCUACGUCCCCAGCCUACGUCCCCAGCCUACGUCCCCAGCCUACGUCCCCAGCCUACGUCCCCAGUCUACGUCCCCAGCCUACGUCCCCAGUCUUCAUCCCCAGACUUCAUCCCCAGCCUACGUCCCCAGUCUACGUCCCCAGUCUACGUCCCCAGUCUACGUCCCCAGUCUUCAUCCCCAGACUUCAUCCCCAGACUUCAUCCCCAGCCUACAUCCCCAGACUUCAUCCCCAGCCUACAUCCCCAGUCUUCAUCCCCAGACUUCAUCCCCAGCCUACAUCCCCUUCUGCGUCUACAAUCUACUGAACCAUAUGGUGAUGAUUAGAAUGAGUUGAUUCUGACUGAAUAGAUUUUCUGAUCUAGAUUUCCAUAUGUAUUAACUCUUUUUUAUUUAUUUAAUUAUUUUACCAUUUUAAAUUAUUUUAUAAUUGCAUUUGAUAAUUGUUGUGUCCAUAAGCUUCCCUUAUUAAUUGUUCAUAUUUCAAUAAUUAAUAUAUUUUCAUGAAUGUACAGGAAAUGUAGAGUCGGGUCCAGUAAUUAUUGACACCAUUGAUAAAGAUGAGCAAUCAUUGAAAUAUUGAGCUAUAUUGUAUGCAAAAAAUGUAAAUUAUUUUAUCCUAGAGAUUUUGUUUAACAAG